This is a messenger RNA of Cydia strobilella, 7694 nucleotides long. It is a transcript of the gene Ubr1, whose product is annotated as E3 ubiquitin-protein ligase UBR1. Gene Ontology annotation, molecular function: zinc ion binding; ubiquitin protein ligase activity. Bases 310 to 5613 code for a protein of 1767 amino acids. The record is from RefSeq and is a predicted model, not a curated record. The transcript is spliced from 29 exons. Gene Ontology annotation, biological process: ubiquitin-dependent protein catabolic process via the N-end rule pathway. NCBI's taxonomy places the organism in Eukaryota, Metazoa, Arthropoda, Insecta, Lepidoptera, Tortricidae.
UUUGUAUCGUUUAUCUAUUUUAUCACAUAUUUUUUGUGAACCUUUGAAUCAGUAAUUGACUAAAUGUGAAAAUUGCAUUGUGUGGUAAAUGUCAAAAUUUCAGUCAGUGAAAUCGUGCUAAUCAUCGAGAUUCGAGAUCAUAGUUGAAAAUCCGUGAUGUACUUAUAUUUGAAAACAUAUGGUAUUAGUGAACUGAGUGUUAUAUUUAGCAGUUUAUCAUAGUCGAGCUGUUGGCUGCACAUUGGAGAGCGCAGGUGGAUGAAACAAUUUUGAGAAAGUGAAGGGUGCUGGAGCGUGCGGUGACUGGAGAUGAGCUCGCCACCGCCCGUGCAGGAGGUGGACGUCGGAGACGAGUCUAUGGAAGACGACUCCGCUGACAUGAUACCCGCUGACAGAUUCACGCUGCCCGCGAAGGCCGACGCCGUGGUAGAGCUGUGGCGCGCCAAGAUGGCGGAGGGCGUGCUGUCGCCCGCGCAUUUCCAGGACCAUUGGAGGGUGACCGUGCCGAGGAUAUACUCGCCGCAGCCUAACAGGAGCUGUUUGGACUGGUCGUUCGACGAAGAGUUGGCAGCGAAACUGCUCAUCCAACCUUUGGAGCAACUGAUAUGGGGCUCCAGCGAAGGCUCGGCGCCGCCGCCCCCGCGGCGCUCCACGCUGUGCGGACGGGUGUUCAAGCAAGGGGAGCCGGCUUACAGUUGCCGCGAGUGUGGCAUGGACAACACAUGCGUACUCUGCGUGGAAUGCUUCAAAGUAUCCGCGCACAGGCAUCACAAGUACAAGAUAGGACAGUCCGGCGGCGGCGGGUGCUGCGACUGCGGCGAUACUGAAGCGUGGAAACGUGAUCCCUUCUGCGAGCUGCACGUGGGCCCCGAUGACGAAGAACAAUCACAAACCAGCAUCAGUCCUGAGGUUAUAGAGCGGAUGAAGACUGUCGCCUCCGUCUGUCUGUCCUACUGCUUCAGGCUGCUCACACUUGACCACGCGCCCGGCUUGCCCAACGAGUUAAGGUUAAAAGACGCCGAGAGAGAACGGGAUCCACUGCAGAUCUUAGACCAGCCCGACUGCUACUGCACAGUGCUUUAUAAUGACGAAACGCACACAUUUGAACAGGUGAUAACCACCCUGACCCGCGUGAUGAAAGUGAACCACCGCGACGCCGUGGAGCUGGUGUCGCUCAUCGACCGCGAGGGCCGCGCGCUCGUCAAGUGCAGCUCCUUCCAGGUCUGCGACAAGCUCAAGAACGACAUCGAGAUGUUCACGUCCCGCACCGGUCCCGCGCUGAAGGUGCUCGUCAUGCACGCGCACGUGUUAGCGCACCAGACGUUCGCCAUGAAGCUGUUACAAUGGCUCCAAAACUUCGUAGCGCAAGAGCCUUCACUCCGCCUCGCGGUGUCUCUCGUAGCUCUCGGCGACGACGCCGCGGCCCUCGGCGCCGCCUCCCUCAGCGGCGGCGGCGGCGUGGCCGUGGGCGUCAUGCAGAACGACUGUCGCAUGUGGAAGGCCGCCAGGACUGCGUGGCAUAGGCUGCUCAUCGCUACGACGCUCAUGGACUACACUACUAAGAAGACUAUGGCUAUAUUAUUCACUAAGAACUAUGGCUCGAUCCUGAAGGACUUCAUCCGCGACGACCACGAUCACUCGUUCUCCGUCUCGUCUCUCUCCGUACAACUGUACACUCCGCCUACAUUAGCCCAGCAUCUAAUCGCUAAGCAUGACGCGUUGUUCGUAGUCAUGAACACGUUCGUGAGCGAGUGCAACAGACGGAUCAAUAGCAAGGGUCGCCUGGAGUUCGACCGCAACCACGUCUCAAUGGCGUUCAAACGGGCUCAGUUCGUCCUUUACGACGUGAAGUACCUGCUCGGCUCUUUGCCGACCAGUUUUGAUGACGACUUAAGGAAAGGCUUCCUACACGGAUUGUCUCUGAUGCUGAACCUGCUGGUGAUGAUGCAGGGCAUGGACUCUGUGGUCAGACAGGUGGGUCAACACAUGGAGUACGAACCCGAAUGGGAGUCUGCCUUCAACCUGCACGUGAAGCUAGCUCACAGCAUCACUCUCUCCUUGGAAUGGUGUGCGUUAGAACGCGCGCUGUGUGCCUCCGCGUACCGCAUGGCGUUGCGCCGCCACGCUGACACUAUUACCUACCAGCCGAGACAGGUCAAAGAACUCGGUAACCAAUCGGCCUCAGUGAUCCCCUACGACGUAUCUACCGAGCCCGUUUCCAUCCACCGGCCACUUUCCCGGUUCCUCUCCGGUCUACAUCUGUCUCUGCAUAAGCACGGCUUGAACUACCACAGUCCCGAGUUCGACCGCCAGGAUCGACCGAAGCCCCCUCCUGAGGAACUUAUUGAGCCCGUGCUGCGGACGAUGGCCAUGAUCGCACAAGUCCACGCCGGCAUGUGGCGGCGGAACGGGUUUGCGUUGCUCAACCAGCUGUACUUCUACCACAACGUCAAGUGCCGCGCCGAGAUGUUGGACAGAGACGUCGUCAUGCUGCAGAUCGGAGCGUCUCUCAUAGAGAGCAACGAGUUUAUAAUCCACGUACUGAACAAAUUCAAUCUCCUCGACUGGGCCGCAUCGGACUUCGAACAACGAGGGAUCGAAGAUGACGCCCUGAGGCACACCAUUAGCAUGCUUGAGGAGUUCCUAGGGCUACUAAUUACUGUGGUGGGAUCCCGAUAUGUACCUGGUGUUGGAGAGGUCACCAAUGAAGACAGAACAAAAAAAGAGAUUAUACAGAUGCUAUGUGUCAAACCCAUGCCGCACUCUGAACUUAACAGAUCGCUACCCGAAGACCAGCUACACGAAACAGGCCUAGAAGCAGUCAUCCAUGAGGUGGCCGACUUCAUAAAGCCCACGGGCGGUAACAAUCGCGGAGUCUACAAGUUGAAACCACAUCUGUACGACGAAUACGACACGUUCUUCUAUCACUACACUAGGGAAGAGCUUUCUAGGAGUGAAGAGGAACAGAGGAGUAGAAGGAAAGCUGCUGGUCUCCCCGAAUGCUGCCCGCCGCCGCCUCUGCCCAAGUUAACGCCGCCCUUCCGUCUGCUCGCGAGCCUGCUCCAGUGCGACGCCGUCAUGUAUGUCCUGAGGACAGUAUUAGAGCGGGCGCUGGACCUCAGGGCGAGGUCGUUUUCGGAGACACAAGUGCACAAGGCUCUACACCUGAUGGGCUACGCGCUCCGCGACGAGGAGAGCGGGCACUACGAGUUCCUCGCGUUCGCCGAGAGCGCGCAGCGGACCGGGCUGCUGGUGCUGCUGCAGCGCCUGCUCGCCAGCCCGCGCGUCGACGCGCACCGCCCGCUCGCCAAGUGGCUGCUGCACAAGUGCAAGACGCUGCUUGGGCAAGCGGACGAGCAUGUCGGCGACGGAGAACAAAUGGAGACCGACCAGGAGGAAAAACCGCCUAAUGAUGGCGCUGCCGAAGCGGAGAAGGCGCGGCGUGCUAAGUUAGCGGCGGAGCGAAGGGCCAAAGUAAUGGCUCAGAUGAAGACACAAAUGAACAAUUUCAUUUCAAACAACGCUGUUCUGUUCGAAGAAACCACAACUGAGGUGACAGCAGAGGAGCAGGAAAUCCGUCCGUUAUACUGCGGCGCGGCGCUCGGCGUGUGGGGCGGCGGCGUCAGCGAGGCCCCGCGCGUCUGCAUCAUGUGCCAGGAGGAGGCUCGCGUGGAGCUGACCGCAGAGCCGCUGGUACUGGUCUCGUUCUCGUGCGGCUCGGCCGUGCUGCCGGCGGCGGCCGCGCAGCCGCGCGCGCACGUGUCCGUGUGCGGGCACGCGCUGCACGCCGCCUGCGCCAAGCACUACGUGCGCGGCGUGCUCGAGAGGGAGACGAGGAGGCCCUACCGUCUGCGACAACCAGCGGCUUUCGAUGCAGAAAAGAAGGAAUACCUCUGUCCUCUCUGCGAGCGACUAUGCAAUACUUCCCUGCCCCUGUUACCCGCACCGACAUUGCCGGCCGGUGCGCCGCCACCGUUAUCUGAAGAAGUAUUUAGGGACUCUGUCGCGCUGAUACUGAAACACCAAGUUUUUUCUGAGGCUGUGCAUGUAUGCACUGAGUCUUGCGAGGAGAUGCUGUGUCAGGCGCGAGCGCGUAGCGUGGGAGCGCAGUCAUCCGACAUGGAAGACGGAGAGUCCACCGACGAUGCGCCAGUCUACAUGUUGACCCAAUCCCAGGAUCUGCUGCCUCAGGAGUUCAUGGUGCACUUCGAGGGCGUGAUCCCCGCGUACACGGACGAUAUGAAGAGGCUCAUCACGGAGUUUGUUAACAUAUUGCCAGUCGUAUGCGGCGACAUUGAGGGCUCAAAUCCGCUGUCAUCCGUAGAAGCUUUAUACAAGGCCACAUCAUACACAAUCCUUAGUACAAACGCGGUACUUCAGGCCGAGAAACGGCCGCUCCUUGGCGACCUACCCUCCAGGCAUCGCGACGCCCUUCAAGCUUUAAUACGACUAGCCGCUGUCAUCCCGUCCGUCUGGCCCUCACCUAAACAACUAGCACACCACGCCCUAGAAAAUCUAAACACACUCGAACGCACUUCACCACUAACUCACCACCCCUUCGAAUCUUUAGUAGCUUUAGUCUUAACAGCCCCCUCGCUGUUCAGUAAAACUGCCGGCCCGGCGCGACCCAACCACCUAGCCAGACAAUUCACUAUACAAGUAUUCAGAGCUCUAAUCACACGAGCUAUGAUCGUACUAGACGUCUCGAACUGCGUUAGCCACGAACCUAUGGAAGGACACGAAGACUACAAACCUAUAAAACCUGAUUUAGAAAACUUGCUCACAUUCAUGAAGACCCUAAGACGAGGGAACUUAGAUAUUGAAGAUUUAAAUGCUAAUGACGUAUGGGAGAAGAUAAAGAAUCAAUGCUACACGUUCUUAAGGGCUUCCUGUCUAUUCUAUCACUUCCUAAGCGAUAUCAGCCCGCCUACAGAGCUAACGGUGGUCGGUGGUGAUACUUGGGACGUUAUGUGCGGUUAUCUAAAUUUGCCAAGUACGUUUAGAGAGUUAAUAGACACUCCGAUGUCUAGGAGGAAGUCGGAAGAGUGGUCAGCGCUUUCCACCGAGUGGUUCGCUGGGGAAGUUGACAUAAAGACGGUAGUAGAAACGAAUGAGCCUCCGAAGUUAGUGCCGUUGCCUGAUGACUUCUCGGAGUUGAUGAAUGUGGUUUCCGAGUUCUCUUGUCCGAAUUCAGAGAGGGAUGAUAGCAAGUACCCGACUAUGUGUUUGGUGUGCGGGCAGAUAUUGUGCUCGCAGAGUUAUUGCUGUCAGACUGAGAUUAAAAAGAGCGGUCGAAGCGGCGGGUCCGAGCUAGUAGGCGCGGUGGUCGCCCACGCCAUGUCGUGCGGCGCCGGCGCCGGAGUGUUCCUGCGCGUGCGCGACUGCGAGCUGCUGCUGCUGGCCGCGCCCGCACGCGGCGCCAUGCUGCCCGCGCCCUACCUCGACAACUACGGCGAGACCGACCAGGGCCUCCGCCGCGGCAACCCCCUCCAUCUAUGCCCGACGCGCUACGAAACCCUCCGCAUGCUCUGGCUAAGCCACGGUUUACACGAGCGCAUCGCACGAGCGCUCGACACGAACAUGCUCGUCACCACGCAGUGGCAGAACAUGUGAGCGCGGAACAGGCGCGUGCGAACACAGGGACAACUGGUCGCACUGUAGAGGUCAAAAGACCAGUAUGAUUGGUUACUUCAUAUAUCUCAAGUUUUUGAUAUACUUUAUCAAAGGCUAUACGAAACGCUCCGAAUGCUCUGGCUAAGCCGCGGUAGAAGGAAACGCGACUGUAGAAUGAAAAUAAUGUCUUCAAAAGACUCCAGCGUGAUUACCUACUUCAUUACUCAACUGAUCCUCUUAUAAAAGGCCACGCAAUGGCAUAAUGUCAGCCCUGAGUCGUUACCAGCUGGUGCGAUGCGAUCUACUGGGGUAUUAAACUAAAAAUGUUUACUAGAGGAACAACUAUUGCAAUAGCACAAAUUAAUGCUUGUAAAAUUACUUUCACACGGUGUUACAUAUAAGGUAACCCGGAACAUUUAAAAUCAGAGACAUAUAUUGCUGGAUCACUCGACAUGACAGAGCGAGAUCAAUAUCGUCUCAUAACAAUAUUGUGGUAUGUCUGUACCUAUGAAGCGUAACAGCUGUACAAAUACCAACGUAUAUUUCAACGACCAUUUCAAAUCUAAGCUGUCGCUUACGUACUAGAUCAUUACUACCAUCUUGCCAUUAAAGAACCACUGUUACAAAGUAUUUAAACUUUUUUUGCAGAACAGAAAUUCAAAGCAAAUGCCAUGGCAUUUCGCCAAUAUAAAAACAUCAAAACACUGAUUUAAAUUUAAACUUUCACGAUUUCUACACAUUAUUAAAUUGUAAAACGGGACUUUGUUUAAGUUACCUCCUAGGUCCGGUUACCUACUGUAAGUCCCGUUUCACAAUUUAACAAAAACAUCAAGCUGCUAAUUUAUAAAAAAAGUAGGUAGAUAUUUCGAAAAAGAUUUACGUAGCCGAGAGAAUUAGAUUAUAUUCACUUGAAUAGAUAGAUAUUCACAUAUUGUUCACAGUAAUGCAAGAACAAGAACUUAGUAGUUAGUACAUUUCAAAUGCCAAGUACUGGUUCAACUAAUAUUUUUUGAUCCCGAUAUUGGCUUUGAGAAGAAUUCGCUAACUGGCAACUUAUACGACAUCGUAUGUUCAGUUAGAUUCCAUCGCUUAGGUACGAGUUUGUCAAAGUUGUGUCGAUACGUUGAAAAGUUAUUGAUAUUAUUACUAAAAUCUAACUUAUAAAUAGAAAAUGUUAGGUAACUAAUGGAAAAUACAUUGAUUUUUGCGAAAGGUUUCUUAUUUCGAACUUAAAAGACUAUUUAACAUAGCCUCUGAUCUACUUAAGGGAACUUUCGGAAAAAACAAUAAUUAUAAGCUCUUAUGACCGAUGAUAUAAUAUAUCACAGACAUUUUAGGCUAUAAACAAAUGAUUAAUUAUGUCUGUGAUAUAUUUUACCAUAUUUGUAGUUUGUACCUUAACUCCAAAAUAGGGUGUGAUUGUAUUAAUUUAAAAAAGUGAGAUAACCCGGUUAGGCAUUGAUGAUGGCUCCCGGACUAUAUAGGCAGGAGCUAACGAUAAGGCUGUGGUAAAACUCAAUAUAAAUCGGUUUCUCAUUUAAAAGUCGUGCAAUGAGGUUAUUUUUGAAUAUAACUCUGUGUUUGUGCAAUGUUUUAAGUAACUUUUUUUCUUUAAUGAGUGUUGUUUUUCUAAUAUUAUGUUAGUUUAUAGUAUAGAUUUUUGUUGUAUGUAAUAAAAUAAAUAACAUACCUGUCCGCUAUAAAACUUUAAAUCAAAGUGUUCUUUGGUGUUGUUUCACCUUAGCAGUAACGGCAGUAAGUCGGCUGCUCAUUUUCUUUUACUUAUAUUAUAUUGUAACAUAGGUGCUUAUAUUACUGGACUCAGUAAAACACAUCACUUAACAUAUAGUUUUAUAAAGUGCGCGUUGAUUGUUUAUUAGCUAUUUAUUACAUAGCAGUCCGUUUAAGAUGUUUUUUUAUGUAAUACUCUUAAUAGUGGCCGUUCAUUAAUUACAUAAAUACGAUUUUGUCUAUCGAAACUUACGUAAUUAAUUAAUGACCCCUUUCAACUCAGACGGAAGAUUGUGAAUUGGACAGGUUACAAGAUAAUGUUUAAAUUAAAAAUAUAUUGCCUCUAUGAA